CAAUAUGUUACUUUUGGAAUUGAAAAUAUUUGCUGAGAUAAUUUGAAUGAAAGAGGAAUAUAUUUGUAUACUGUGCAUGGUAAGGUGUUUUGAUUCACAAUGUGUUGUAGCUUCUAGAAGGUGUUGCCGACAGAAUCAGGGACAAGAAGUAUGCGGUGCGACAUGCUUCUGUAAAGGGUCUUGCGAAGUUGUACAAUCAUGUUCUAAGUUCUUAUGAUGAAAGCGUGAAUGAGAGGUUACAACAAAUCAACUGGAUUCCUAGUAAAAUAUUACACUGUUACUACUUGCAAAGCAUAGAAGACAAGUUGCUUGUAGAGCAAGUAGUUCACAUGCAAGUAAUACCCAUGUGGCAGGAAACUGAAGACGGUCGACAGAUGACACCAGAUCAACAGCGAUCCGACAGGGUGCUAACUAUGUAUUCCUCACUGGAUGAUUCAGCAUGUCGUGCAUUUCGGGAGAUUUUGAGAACGCAGACACACAUUAGUGGCAUUUUCAAAGAUAUUGUUGUCAAACACACUGAGGAUGAUGAUGAGGAAGAAGAGGAAAGAGAACGAAUUAGGAUGUCUCUUACUACAAGACUAGCAGCAUAUCUAGAAGAUCCUUUAAGAGCAAAAGAACAUUUGUCUCAGCUAUGGAGCAAAUUGAACGAUAAGCGUUUGAGUUUGUGCCUGAAGACUGUUACCAGUAGAGAAUCAUCAUGUUCUGAAGUUGCUCAGGCUGCGCUUGAAACUUUACGGAAACUAGGAGAAAAAAGCCCAAUUCGUCACACGGUGGACUCUUUGUUCCAUCGUGCAUCUUUCAGAGUAGUUGAUGGCAAUGCUAUCCUUCUGUUGCUGAAAAAACUAAAACAGCUGUUGGAAAAUGUUGAACAUGCUGCAGGAGACAUUGGGAGUGAGGAUAAACGGUCUAAGAGAGACAAUGGUGUAGUGGUUGAUGUGACAAGUGCUGUUCAUCUUAUCCAGAUACUUGGUGAAGUAUGUCCUUGGUUGUUUACUACAUCAGAUGCCAUUCACAUUCUUCUUGUUCUUGCCAAUGAAAAGGAAGAACUCGUUGCAACAACAUCGUUGCAGAUUUUGACAGCGGUUGGCAAAGAAGAGCUGACAAAGACUUUACGAGGACUUGCAGGAACUGUAUCUAAUGUUGUGAACAAGCUGGCUCUUGAUGGCAGUCCCCAUCAAGCAAAGUGUGGAUUGAGAGCAGUUUUAAGUAUAAAUUCAGGUGUGGAUCGGUUCUUUACACAACUUUACAAGUUGUCAGGAGAGAUUGAAAUGUGCUUAAAUCAAGCAGAAGCUGCCAGAGAAGCCUGGCUAAGUGAUAUUAAAGAAAUAAUUGCAUGUUUGGAAAGGAGGUUUGAGACCACAGAUGGCAGAGAACAGGCUAUCCGGAGGUUUGAAGAAGUCCAGCAGCAACCUGAUGAAGUUCUCUCCACAUAUUUGUUUCGGUUGCGACAGAUGGCAGUCUAUGCAUUUGCAAAUGAAGUCUCGGAAAGGAAGCAGUCUCAGUCCAAAGGGAAGCUGAAAAAUAUAACGAAAAUCCUCAAUGUAGCAGAAGAAGCCAGAUCAAUUCAAAUGGGAAUGAGAGCAGCGGUACCAAUGACAGUAACAGAAGAUAGUUUGAACUGCCUGAAAGGGUCACCAGUUAUGACGUGUAAGAGUGGUGGAGGUGAGUUGGUUCAGGUAAAAGGACAAAGAUGCAGAAAUGUCCAGUUGACUGGAACACAUUUGAAAGUUUUCCAGCUACGGACUUGGAAGGUGACAUUCGAUUUUCAUGAUAUGAAGUUGGUUUCUGGAAGUGGAGAAACAGAAUUUGUGUCAGUUCCAGCUGGAAGUGAGAUGUUUAUCUCGUGUACAGCACGAGGCAUGAGGCAAGGACAAGAAUAUGUAGUAGAACCAUUGAAAAGCCAUGAGUCAAUGGUCAAACCACCGCAUUAA
Messenger RNA from Corticium candelabrum, 1931 nucleotides. RefSeq lists its product as uncharacterized. The record is from RefSeq and is a predicted model, not a curated record. Lineage: Eukaryota; Metazoa; Porifera; Homoscleromorpha; Homosclerophorida; Plakinidae. Bases 330 to 1931 code for a protein of 533 amino acids. The transcript is spliced from 17 exons.